UCCUCUUCCGCUCCGGCAGUUUGAAACCGUCGGUGCCGGCGGCCGGCGCCGCCGGGGCCCGCAGACUUUGUGCAGAAUGUCAUCUGAUGAGGAGAAAAGCACAAGUCCAGUUUUGCCAAAUGACUUUGUUCAGGACAGUCCUGUUUCUUCAGAUCCUCAGGAUGAAUAUGAAGAGCUGUUUCGUUAUACUGUAGUGACUCCGAAGUUUGAACAGUGUGUCUCAAAGUUACCAGAGCCUGCAUCAGAACAGAGACUGCCUGACAGAGUUUCAAGGGUAACAGAUGAUGCCGAUCACCAUAAGACUCCAGUCUUGACAUCAGUGAAACAGGCUGGUAUGGAACAACCUGCUUUUUCAGAAGCAGCUUCUUUUCAAGGAUCUACACAUGGUCCAAGAGAAGUCAGCAAAACCAUAGUGACUGAAUUAACUUUACCAGAUGAAAAAGUCACUCAAAUAGAAAAUAUUCUUGAUCUCUGGAGUGGAAGUCUUAAGACAAAUAUUCUGACUGAACUGAAAAACUGGAAACUUGAUUUGAUUCAACAUCACAAGCUUCAAAUGAGACAAGAGAAAGAGAAACAUGCCGCACAUUUGAAACAACUGCAGAAUGAGAUGGAAAACUUGAAGGAGUUACUUCAUACUUACGAAAUCUCUGUUAGGAGGAAAGAUGAGGUAAUUACUAACUUAACCCAAGCAUUAGAAAAGCAAACGGACAGAGUAGAGUUGAUGAGAAAGUUUACACUCUGGCGGAUUCAGCAUGUUAAAGCCAAACAAGAGGAAUAUGCAGUUAGAAUGGCAGAUGCACAUUUCCGUACAGCUUUGAUGAAAAAGGUGUGGGCAGCAUGGCGCUCUCUUAGUGAAGAAAGAUGGAAAGACAAAGUAGCAAAAGCCUGUCAGUUAAGGGCAGAAGAUGUCUGUGUUCAGCUCACCAAUGAUUAUGAAGCCAAAAUUGCAGAGUUAACUGCUGCUUUGGAACAGACAAAAGCUGAGAUUCUGCGACUGCAUAGUGAAAGAGAUCAGUAUGAAGAGACCAUGAAGAAAGCUUUUAUGCGUGGUGUAUGUGCUUUGAAUCUGGAAGCAAUGAGCAUGUUCCAAGGCAAGGACAGUAGGCCAGAGCCUGAUGCAGGAAGCAGGAGAAGUGAUAAUGCUACCACUGGUGCAGGAAGGCCACCUCCUUCACAAUAUAGUCAACCUUCACCACCACCUCCACCAACAGCUUCUCUUCACAUGGAAAAUAUGUUUUCUAGCCACCUGGCUCAUGCAAGCACAUCUGAGACUAGACUAGAUUCUGAUUCUCCAAUAAUCAUUGCUAGCACGACAUCAGGAUCAGCUGUGACAUCAACUCAAAAACUGCCCACAGCAAAAGUAAUAACAUCUGCACAACAGAAGGCAGGAAGAACAAUCACUGCUCGAAUCACAGGCCGAGCUGAUAUGGGACAAAAAUCCAGAGCUUCUGGGAGUUUAACAGUGAUGGGAGUUGCUCCACCGAUGAGUUCAGUCAUUGUUGAGAAACAUCAUCCAGUCACUCAGCAAACAAUAUCACAAGCCAUUGCUGCUAAAUAUCCUCGAACUGUGCUGCAUUCUUCUGGCUCUACCUCUUCAAGACCUGCAGGACAAGCUGGGCGAGUGCUUCAGGGCCAAACUCAUACCAUUGUUCAGUCAAUAAAAGUUGUUGACUGACUGACUGUCUUUCUCACCAGUUGGGGUUUUUAAUCAAGGUAUCUCUUCCUGGUCUUUUCAGAUUUGAUGCAGUAAGGCCUAAAGUACAUAUCAUGUUUUUAACCUUUUCUAAAAAAAAGGAAGGUUUUUCUAAGUAAAAAUGCUUUUAUAAUAAAACCUGGAGGGGGGGGGGAAAAGUAAUUGAACUGUUGUUCUACCUCCAAACUUUCAUUAUUAAGACAAACACUUUUUAUUUAAGGAAGCUU
Molecule: messenger RNA, 1920 nt
Organism: Poecile atricapillus (Black-capped chickadee)
Lineage: Eukaryota; Metazoa; Chordata; Aves; Passeriformes; Paridae
Gene: POC5
Product: POC5 centriolar protein
Exons: 12
Coding region: 77-1675 (532 amino acids)
Cellular component (GO): centrosome
Source: RefSeq, a predicted model, not a curated record